CACACUGUUGGUUUUGUGUGUGUGUGUGUGUGUGUGUGUUCUACAGCCACAGCAUUUUCUCCAUCAGGAUCCUCAGAGUGGACGAUGUUGGAGUUCCCAGCAUCAGCGAGUUGUCUCUGUGUGACCUCGCCGCCUCUGAACGAUGUUCUCAGACUCACAACACAGGAGCGAGACUGAGGGAGGCGGGAAACAUCAACGCGUCUCAGAUGACGCUCAGGCAGUGUAUUGAUGCCAUAAGACGCAACCAGCACACCGAGGUCCAGAAACAUGUCCUGUUCAGAGAGUCUAAACUGACUCACCUCCUGCAGUUCUUCUUCUGUGGUGGUGGACGCGUCUCAAUGGUCGUCAACAUCAACCAGAGCGUGACGUCUUUCCACAGCACGCAGAGCGUCUUCAGGUUCUGUGCUCAGGCGGCUAAUCGAGCUCGAGGCUGUAGUCGACCAUCUACAGGCCCGGCUCGAGAGGGUGGAGGAGAGACAAGAGCCACCCCAGAGAAAGAAGCCCCAGAAGAAGUGGACGGCUGAGGAGCGGGCUGCUGUCAAUAGGCACGCCAUCGCUGAGAAGCGAAAUCCCACCAAAGAGGCGUGCUCAAAGUGCCUAUUGGCAGAGCCCGCUCUUCAGGCUCGGACAGUGAGGCUUCUCCAGGACCAUGUUGACAUCAACCGAGGAAAGAAAAGAUUUUAAAUGAAAUAUUUUUAAGGUUUUUUUUUAAAAAAAAAAAAAAAAAAAAUGUUAUGUUAUACAAUAAAGAAUCUUGAAACAAACACUGCUUCUGACCGAGGAACGUGAAGGUUUUCCCGGCGUUGGUGACUGCGUAGGUGAACACCAGACAGUUCUCGCCCUCCAGAACGUCCCGGACCAGACCACGGACAGAACCCUCGAAACACGUUCCUCUGACUGGACUCUGGACCAAACACCUGGACAACAACAUGAACACAGGG
This is a messenger RNA of Solea solea (common sole), 941 nucleotides long. Its product is annotated as kinesin-like protein KIF23. Gene Ontology annotation, molecular function: ATP binding; microtubule binding; microtubule motor activity. The transcript is spliced from 5 exons. Lineage: Eukaryota; Metazoa; Chordata; Actinopteri; Pleuronectiformes; Soleidae. Gene Ontology annotation, cellular component: nucleus; kinesin complex; microtubule. Gene Ontology annotation, biological process: microtubule-based movement. Bases 207 to 524 code for a protein of 105 amino acids. The record is from RefSeq and is a predicted model, not a curated record.